AUGGUUGGAUAUGAAGCUGGUAUAUAUAUUAGUUCUAACUGGAGGACUAUGUCUUCUAAGAGAAAGAACACCCCUACAAAGCUUGCCAAAGAUAAUGUUGAUCUUGACACAGGAAGUAGUUUCGGUGACCUUGAACCAGUAGAUAUUUCAGAGAGAUCAGUAGACGUCAAUCAGCUCUAUCCAUCUCCCUAUAAUCACCUUGAUCAAUACGAUUCUGAUAGCCACAGUGGUUCAGAGAAACCAGCCAAUAAGAAGCAAAGGCUUCUACAGAGUGUUCAGAACGAUUCAUGUUCGGAUUCAGACAGUGAUAACAAAUAUAAUCACAAAUCAUUAAACAAUAACAAUAUCACGACAAAGUCCACAAUUGGACCACAUAGAAAAUCCAUGGAAAGUGUUUUACGCAAGCUGCAUCCACGAUCUCUCGAUAUGGAAGGCUCAGACAAUGUGACAUCAUCUCCCAAGGGAGAGAACACUGUGAUAGAUCAUGUACAACACUUACUUCAGCAAGGUGCUGGUGUCAAAGAUAAAGAACAAAGACUCAGUGAAAUGAUCUCACAAUUACAAAAUAUUAAAGAAAAUCUUCAAAAACAAAAGGCGCCAGCUGAAUCCACAAAUCCUUCUACUAAUAAUAGUAACAAAUAUCAAGAAUCAGUAUGGCUACUGCGGACCCCAUAG
Messenger RNA from Lottia gigantea (owl limpet), 675 nucleotides. RefSeq lists its product as hypothetical. The record is from RefSeq and is a predicted model, not a curated record. The transcript is spliced from 5 exons. NCBI's taxonomy places the organism in Eukaryota, Metazoa, Mollusca, Gastropoda, Lottiidae. The coding region runs from base 1 to 675 and encodes 224 amino acids.